AUGGUCACUAACCUCUUUCAUACUUCCCCAGUACCCAAAGCAACCGAAAAGUCGAAACCAUCCGAAGGUGGUGAUACUGAGACAGAGGCGAAAGCCAGACGACGUGAGCAAGUUAGGCGUGCUCAGAGGACACAUCGAGAUCGAAAAGCCACAUAUGUCAAGACGCUGGAGGCAGAAGUGGCCAAACUUCGAGCUCGCGAUUCGGCCCACGAAGCCCAACUGCAAGCGUGCCGCAACGCCAUCCGCCGGCUCAAAGAACUGAUCAAGUAUCACAAGAUUCCCUUGCCGCUGGAUUUGGCAUCAGAUCCUCAUAUCCAGAGCCCGCAGGCCACCAUCGAACUGCUUGGCUUUCCGGACUCCCGGACGCAGCACAUUCGGGCGCAGUUGCCCCCGGAAUCCGACUCGGGCUUUCUGGUGUAUGCACCACCGGCACCAAAUAUAUCAACCUCGUCCGACCUCCCCUACAACACCCUUCAUUCCGGCUCUACCACUUCUUCUAGCGAUCUAUUUUCCGGCUUGACCGUCAGCGAGGCUCCCACUAGUCUCCACGAACCCAGCAUCUACUCCCAAACCGCAAGCGUGCCCCCAAUUUCAACACCCAUGCAGCACCCACAAGGCCUCGGCGCUACGCAGGUGGGAGUUGAUUUCGUGCUUGCACUUGAACACGUCUGUUUGGAACACCACGCCGCACAUGCCACAGCCGACGACGGCUCGGGACACGAAAUGAUGCUCAUGUCUCCCAUAAUGUGGCAUUCGCCCGCCCGCACUCAACCCGCCCAGCCUGCCACAGCAACUCACCAACCUUCAUCGACAGCAGUCAACACGGGAUCUGGGCUGCCGAGCGGAACAAGAUGGAGUGUCCCUGCCGUGGAGUUGGAAAAACUACUUGAUUUCUCUGAUAAACUGUCGCUGGAUGGGGAGAUCACACCGGUAGAAGCGUGGCAGAGGGUCCGCCAGCAUCCGAAUUUUGGGGACUUGACAAGAGACGGACUUGAGGCGCUGAAAGCGACCUUGCUGCCUGAGGUGCAUUGUUACGGGUGA
This is a messenger RNA of Fonsecaea multimorphosa CBS 102226, 1041 nucleotides long. RefSeq lists its product as uncharacterized. NCBI's taxonomy places the organism in Eukaryota, Fungi, Ascomycota, Eurotiomycetes, Chaetothyriales, Herpotrichiellaceae. Gene Ontology annotation, cellular component: RNA polymerase II transcription regulator complex. The record is from RefSeq and is a predicted model, not a curated record. The transcript is spliced from 2 exons. The coding region runs from base 1 to 1041 and encodes 346 amino acids. Gene Ontology annotation, molecular function: transcription cis-regulatory region binding; DNA-binding transcription activator activity, RNA polymerase II-specific.